AGCGAGAGUCGAAACUGCUGAACGAGCCUCAUCUAGGAAGGCAGUCUCGACACCAGUACUAAAGCGGCGGCCACGCGAGUAAGGUGUGUUACGCCAACGCUCCCCAGCAUCCUGACACGCUGACUUUCACACUUUCCUGUCAGACUGACUGGACGCUGUUUCAAGACCGACACUGAAGAAUACUAAGCACUGUCAACUUCUAAUUUAUAGUUCAGUCAGCGUCGUUCGAACAUUAUUAACUUAACACCUAAAUCAACUUCAUUGAAGUCCAGCUGUGUCUGUGAAGUCGCCGUAACACACAAGUCACUGAUAUCGUCUCCAAUUCUCACCACAGCUCUCUCCCUAGUACAGCGAAGGAUGUGGCGUGUGCUGGCGUGUGUUGCCCUCAUGGCGGUGGCAGGACCUCAGGCCACCACAGGCGAGGUGUACACAUCCAUCCAGGACUUGACGGCUGUGUUUUCCUUAGAGCGGCGAGUAGUGAGCGCCCUCUCUAACUACGUGGAUGAUAUGGAGGCUAAGCUGCUGAGAAUACGCAAGUACUUGCGGGAGUACGAACAGGUGUCAGCCGAGGGCACCGUGACGGACGAGGUGACCAUGGAGAGGCUCGCAGGUAACCCUGUGCACGCCUUCCACCUCAUGAAGAGACUCACCGUGGACUGGCGGCACCUCGAGGAACAGUCAAAGGUGGACCCGUGGAUGGAUGUUAUGAACGCAAUGCGAGGCGUGGGUGGCGGGGGCGUGCGGCUGCCGAACGAGGAGGACCUGCAGGGCGCGGCGCAGGCUCUGGUUCGCCUGCACGACGUGUAUAACCUGAACACUACGCAGCUGGCGAGGGGCAAUGUGUGGGGCGUGCAGAGUGCCGCAGAGCUGACGGCGCAGGACUGUCUCUACAUGGGCAAGCACUCGUUCAAUCUGGGCCUCUACCAGCGAGCGGUGCAGUGGUUCGAGGAGGCGUAUGCUCUGGCAGGUCUCGAGGGGAACGCCACCGUCACGCAGGACCAAGUAAACGUUUUCCUGAACACUGCUAUCAAAGCGCUGGACGACAACCCUUAUGGCCAGUUGGAGAUCGGGCAGCAGGAAAACUUCAGUGCUCGCACUAGCCUGCAGGAGAAGCCCUCAGUUUCACACCGCCUUGCAACAGUCCUCACUCCACAGGAGGACGCAGCCAACUUCCAUGCACUGUGUCGCGGCCAACAGCUUCUGAGUGACGCUUACGUGGCCACCCUCAAAUGCUUCUAUGACUGGCGGGGCGACCACUACCUGCGCCUCAUGCCAGCACGCGUCGAGCGUCACCACUGGAGCCCCGAGCUGCUCACCUUCCACCAGGUCAUCUCCGACAACGAGAUCCUCAAACUGCAGCAGCUCUCUGCCCCAGCGCUGUCACGCGCCAUGGUGCAGGGGCCUCAGGGCAAGGGCAACACUGUCAGCAACACCCGCACUUCCAAGGUUGGUUGGCUGGACGACUCUCAAAACCCUCUGGUGGCGAAACUGAGUGACCGCGUCGCCAGACUCACCAGGCUGUCCACCAGUGUGACCAAUGACGACGCUGAAAUGCUGCAGGUGGCCAACUACGGCAUUGGCGGCCAUUACAAUCCCCACCACGACUAUCUCCUCGUGGAUAAGACUGAGGAGGAGCUCAACAACAUCCAUCCUCGGGAGCUUGUGUUGGGCGAUCGCAUUGCCACCUUCAUGUUCUAUCUGAGUGAUGUGACGAGAGGAGGAGCGACGGCCUUCCCACGUCUAGGCACGGCGGUGUGGCCCUCCAAGGGAUCAGCUGCCUUCUGGUAUAACCUGAAGCGGUCAGGACAGGGCUCGCAGGCCACCCUGCACGGCGCCUGUCCAGUGGUGCACGGUUCGAAAUGGGUGAGCAACAAGUGGAUUCGCGAGCGAGGACAGUUCCUGAGAAGAACGUGUGGCCUUAGCCCAGACGAGUAGUUGUCUUCGUCACUGCCACCUGCACCGUCAUCAGAUUGGUUCACGGCUCUCAGAAUACUUUUAGAUCUACGCGUUUGACCUGACCUGCAGAUACUAAAACUUGGAUGAGUGUGGGAGAUUUUCUUUUCGUCACCUUUUAUCAACAAGUUAGGUCUUUGCUACUUUUUUUUAUAUUUUCAUUUACCUUUAAUAGAUAAAAAAAACUCCGGGAUGUGCCUCACACACACUGACAGCAGUUUUGCGAGGGGACACAAUGCGCACCUGUAACUUGUCCGUGUUUAGUUUACAUGAAAGCACAACAUCUUCCUAAUUACAAGUGUGACGAAAGUAUGUUUUUUUGAUAGAAAAUAUUAAUAACUACGACUUCCCAAUUACAAGUGUGACGAAAGUAUGUUUUCUGAUAGAAAAUAUUAAUAACUACGACUUUAUUUCAUAUUGUCUUCGAUCUAUUGCUAUCAUAGCACGUGUUCUUAGGUCGAAUGAUAAGCUGGCGUUCAGCGUGCUUGUAAGGAGAGAUGGAGCAUUAAAACAUGAGUUUUGUAUGCCACAUCGCAGUUAAUUAGCAACAACAGUUUCAGAUACGUACUAUACUUGUAUAUAGAUAGGUCCCUUAAUUCUGUAUAAACAGAUCUUGCUGAAACAUAAUAAAUGUACAAGACAUACAGAAAAGUAAAUGUAGGUAAUGCCUCGCUUGUGUGUUGUGGUGGUGAAGCAGCGCUGAACGCUGAACUGCCUGAGUCCGUCCAUUUAGUCACUGAGGCUUGGUGACGUACUACGUAUACGCAACCCUAAGUAAAUAGUUUGUAUAAUGUCCGUGUUUUGUCGGUAGACUUUGGUGCCUUCCAUGUUGCCUUCGUUCACUGGGUGCUGAAGACGCGAACUUACGAAUGAUACGUUUUCAUAUUUUCUUGUUUUGUGAGUAGUGUGUGUAAAGUGUAGAAUAUGCCUUGCAAUCUCAGAAAUGGUUCAUAUUAUCGAUGUGUUGGGUUGUGUAGUGGUAAGGCACUCAUAGCUGGAAAUGAUACUUAUAAGUUAGCACAUUUAGUUUUGUAUAUAUUGUAUAUCUGACCAUUAGAUUUAGUAUCGUCUAAGUCAAUGCUUUCAGGGGCAAAUUCUUUAUAAACAUUGAUGUAUGAUUAUCUAAUAAUGUGAAGGGAUGAACAACACAACACAACACAACACAACACAACACAACACAACACACAACACAACACAACACAACACAACACAACACAACACAACACAACACAACACAACACACGA
Molecule: messenger RNA, 3198 nt
Organism: Portunus trituberculatus (swimming crab)
Lineage: Eukaryota; Metazoa; Arthropoda; Malacostraca; Decapoda; Portunidae
Product: prolyl 4-hydroxylase subunit alpha-1-like
Exons: 13
Coding region: 358-1935 (525 amino acids)
Biological process (GO): peptidyl-proline hydroxylation to 4-hydroxy-L-proline
Cellular component (GO): endoplasmic reticulum
Molecular function (GO): procollagen-proline 4-dioxygenase activity; L-ascorbic acid binding; iron ion binding
Source: RefSeq, a predicted model, not a curated record